AUGGAAUGCAUCCCGAAUGAAGCGGCCCAGGGGGGCAGCGUUGUGGGCGUACUCGCGAAGCGAGAAAAGCCGCAGUCGAAGAAGCGUCAGAAUCAAGAUCAGCAGCAAGAGCCGCAGCAGGAUGAGGAGAGGUUACCGAAACACCAUGUGCAGCUAUUCGAUCAGGGGGAGCAGGAGGGCGGCGGAACGGAGCAAGAAAGCGGUGCUCCGACGCGGCCAUUUGUAUACGUGUACGAUCUGGGGGAGCAUCUGACGACUAAGGUGCUGAAAUUGGAGCAGGAGUGGUACUCGGAACAGUACGACCUGGAGAAGCACUUAACGGAGAUGCUUAUGAAGCGUACAGACAACCCCGUGCGCACCAUGGACCCCGAGAAGGCGUCGCUAUUCUUCGUGCCCUUCUACGUGUCGCGCUACCUCUUCUCAUUCUUCCAUAACGACCAGAAGAACAUGCGGCAAUGCAUUGAAAAGAGCUCACGGGCGUGGACGAAAGUCUUGAAAGCUGUGCGCACCACCUUCCCCUACUUCAACCGCACCAACGGCCGAGAUCACUUUGGCGUCCUCACGCUCGAUCACGGCCGUUGCCACUCGCUGACGUUUGUGGAUCCGCGGCUGGUGGGCGAGAUGUUCUUUGUCACGUACAAUGGAGACAAGCUCGUGCGCAGUGACCAUGCCGCCAACGACCCCAGCAUGCAGCUCCUAUCGUACCAGUACGGCGCGCCAGCAGACCCCACCAUCCCGUCCAUCCCAUGCUACAUGCCGGAUCGGGAUAUCACAGUGCCUGUCAUCGUGCGCGCCCAGGUGCCCUUCGUCUCGCCCUUCGCCACGCCACGCAAGUGGACGGCUAUUUUCCGCUUUGUGGCGUCACCGCACAAGGACGUGAAGCUCGACGUGCGCAGCAGAAUACUUCAGGCAGCGAAGGCGGACAUGGCACCGGGGUGGGACCUGUUUCCCAAGAGCGAGGAGAGGACGGACCAGGACUGGCAGCACAGCGUCUUCUGCAUCUGCCCGCCCGGCCACUCCCAGUGGACCAGCCGCCCCUUCAAGGCGCUCAUCUCAGGGUGCAUACCAGUGACGUUCUUCCGCGAGCAUGACAACCCGUGGCAGGACACGCUCAACUACGAUGCUUUCUCCGUCAACAUCGACCCUGAUGACGUGCCGAGGAUGAGAGAGAGGCUAGAGAAGGCGAACGUGCCCAUGCUGCAGAAGGGCGUAGAGCAGGUGCAGGACACGCUCAUCUACGAUGCUUUCUCCGUCAACAUCGACCCUGAUGCUGUGCCGUCCAUGCGAGCCAGGCUGGAAAAGGCUAACGUGCCCAUGCUGCAGAAGGGCGUGGAACAGGUGCAGCACUUGCUCAAAUACGAUGCCUUCUCCGUCAACAUUCACCCUGACGACGUGCCGUCCAUGCGAGCUAGGCUGGAGCAGGCUAACGUGGCCAUGCUGCAGAAGGGCGUGGAACACGUGCAGGUGGGUGUAGAGCACGUGCAGGUGGGUGUAGAGCACGUGCAGGUGGGUGUAGAGCACGUGCAGGUGGGUGUAGAGCACGUGCAGGUGGGUGUAGAGCACGUGCAGGUGGGUGUAGAGCACGCGCAGGUGGGUGUAUGUAGAGCACAUGCAGGUGGAUGCCCAUGUGUGCGAUUCGUUUUGAGACCUCUCAAAGCCAACAAUAUAUCACGUGACCUGUUGUCUAUGUGA
Molecule: messenger RNA, 1692 nt
Organism: Closterium sp. Yama58-4
Lineage: Eukaryota; Viridiplantae; Streptophyta; Zygnematophyceae; Desmidiales; Closteriaceae
Source: the annotation of a GenBank genome assembly